AUGGCUACCAAGAGCAAGGAGCACGAGGGUGGUCAGGUUCGGCGCUGCCGUGCGGUGGCGUGGUUUAUUGAUCUGUACCUUGUCCCAGAGUGGUCGCACGGUGCGGGCCGCGGCGGCUGGGCGGUGUUGGGUGCGGGGAGGUCUGUGCGCUGUCCUGUGCUGCGGGCAGGCUCCGUCAUCUGUGGAGGGCGGUCAUGGGCUCGAGGCGCAAGGCACGUGCGGCAGAUCGCACGGCGGGCCGGGCACUGCCCGCCGCGGCCGGUAUCGAUCGCUGCGCGCGCAGGCCGCCGCCCUCUCACA
Messenger RNA from Brenthis ino (lesser marbled fritillary), 300 nucleotides. The record is from the annotation of a GenBank genome assembly. NCBI's taxonomy places the organism in Eukaryota, Metazoa, Arthropoda, Insecta, Lepidoptera, Nymphalidae.